Messenger RNA from Saccostrea cuccullata (small rock oyster), 4606 nucleotides. RefSeq names its product poly(A) polymerase type 3-like. NCBI's taxonomy places the organism in Eukaryota, Metazoa, Mollusca, Bivalvia, Ostreida, Ostreidae. Bases 136 to 2376 code for a protein of 746 amino acids. The record is from RefSeq and is a predicted model, not a curated record. Gene Ontology annotation, cellular component: nucleus. Gene Ontology annotation, molecular function: RNA binding; poly(A) RNA polymerase activity. The transcript is spliced from 22 exons.
UCCGCCAUAUUUGAGAAAAAGAACGAAAAUGAUCGAAGACUCAAAACAAAGUAGAUUCUUUCGACUUUUGUAAACACGUGAUAAUUACAAAUCAGGGAAUUAAGAUUUUGUCAGUAAAGCCCUAAAGUUGUAGUCAUGUCAUUAGAACAAACUAAAAGCUAUCCAGGGAUCACAUCCCCGAUUAGUUUGGAGGGACCAAAACCACUGGACCUGAAACUCUCUGAAAAGCUAGAGGAAGCCAUGAGACCACACGGAGUGUUUGAGAGUGAGGCAGAAAUGUCUCAUAGAAUGGAAGUAUUACACAAAAUCAAUACACUGGUCCGAGAUUGGAUUAAGGACGUCAGCAGACAAAAGAAUAAUUAUCCAGAAGACAAAAUUGAUGCUUUUGGUGGCAAGGUGUGCACAUUUGGUUCUUACAGACUUGGAGUUCAUACAAAAGGUGCUGAUAUAGAUACUUUGUGUGUUGCGCCAAGACAUGUUGAAAGGACAGACUUUUUCACCUCAUUCUUUGAAAUUUUGAAGAAUACCCCAGAAGUCAAAGACUUGAGAGCGGUAGAAGAGGCCUUUGUCCCAGUCAUUAAGAUGACUUUUGAUGGCAUUGAGCUUGACAUGUUGUUUGCCAGGCUUGCUCUGCCACAGAUUCCAGAGGACAUUGAUCUUAGAGACGAAAGUAUGCUCAAAAACCUCAAUGAAAAAUGUGUCCGAAGUCUGAACGGGUGUAGAGUAACUGAUGAGAUAUUGCAUCUUGUACCAAACAAGCACAGCUUUAGAAUGGCACUGAGAGCGGUAAAGCUUUGGGCUAAAAAGAAGGGUAUAUACUCCAAUGCUGUGGGAUUCUUGGGUGGUGUCUCCUGGGCCAUGCUGGUGGCCCGAGUCUGUCAGCUGUACCCUAAUGCAGCUCCCGCUACUCUACUGCACAAAUUCUUCAUGAUCAUCCAUAAAUGGGAAUGGCCUCAGCCUGUGUUAUUAAAACCCCUACAGCAUGAGAACAAAUACAAUCUCUCAUUUCCUGUUUGGGACCCCAGAGUAAACACGUCAGACAGAUUUCAUCUGAUGCCCAUCAUCACCCCCGCCUACCCCCAACAGAACUCCACCUUUAAUGUCACCCUUUCCACACGCAGUAUCAUGACAGAGGAGCUCAAAGGCGGGCUAGAGAUUGUUAGUAAAAUUUAUGAGAAUAAAGAUGGCUGGAGCACACUUUUUGAGCCCUCCAACUUUUUCCAGAAGUACAAACACUAUAUAGUUUUAACAGCAAGUGCUCUGGAGGAGGAGCACUAUUUAGAGUGGAAUGGCUAUGUGGAAUCAAAAAUCCGAUUACUGGUGGGGAAUCUAGAGAGGAACCCAUGUAUAAAACUGGCACACGUAAACCCCUCCCCACUAGGUCCACUAAAUGAGAGUGAUGGAAAACACUUAUGCAGAUGGUUCAUUGGACUGACCUUUGUAAAAAUUGAGAAUCAGAACCAGAAUGUCGACUUGACCUUUGACAUACAGUCUUUUACAAACACAGUUCAUAAACAUGCAUACCAUAUCAAACUCAUGAAAGACGGAAUGAAAGUAGAAAUCAAACAUGUAAAAAGGAAGCAAUUGGAUCUCUAUGUACCACAGAAAAUAUUACUACAGUGUAAAAGGGCAGCUGCAGCACAGGAACACAGGAGUAGUAUUGGCAGUGCCUCUAAAUCAGAAUCGGGUCUAACUCUUCAUCAUAGUAGGUCCGACACGGAACUGGUCCGGAGUAACUCCAUGUCUGUGGAUCUGUCAGAGGACCUAAGUCAGGACCCAGAAUCCAGCCAGGAUGUAGGUCACGACCCAGAGUCCAGCCGGGACAUAGGUCACGACCCGGAAUCCAGCCGGGACUCAGAGAAGUCCUCCAACUGUUCAUCAUCCACCAGUAAAGAGGCCAUCAAUGGGGAUAUACGCAAGGUUGUAUCAAACUCCCCUGUUCCCUCAGACAGCUCUAUGCAGAGCCCUAAUUCUAAACGGGAAGCCAGUCCCACAGGAAGCGAGAGUCCAGUCAAAAGGUCAAGGUCGCAGGAUGAGCAGAAUGUCUUGGGUUCACCAAUGCACAUAGACAACUCCGCUCUUAGUCCGUGUAGGAAAAGGGAAGGGUCACCCAUCAGGCCACACUGUCAGGUCAAGCGGUCAAAAUCAGAGGAGGACACCUGUCAGACUGCCGUAGAAUCUCCCAUGCACGUUGAUGAAAUCACACCCCUGAAACAGGACGAAGGCUCAGAAGUUAAAACUACCAAAAUGGUGUCAAAUCAGCAUGUGAAGAGACUACCUAGUGCAGAUGUCCCGGACUUAAUGAGUCCGCAGACCAAUCAGAACUUACCCGUGCAGGUGAUACCAAAUAAAAACAUCCGUCUCAAGCUGAAAUGAUUAAGUGACAACAGACAGGGGGCUAAGUUCCAGUGGCUGUAAGAUUGGUCAGUUGUAAAGGAACUGAUAAAGGUCGUAAUAGUGCUAUCCGUUGAUUUCAUUGUGAAACGAAAGUGCAUUGAAAAGAAUUAAUGAAACAGCUGAGUUGCCAACAAUAGUUACAGGUAUAUAAAGAGGAAAUAGGAACUCAGAGUGUCAGAGAAGAUAUAUUCUUCUGUUAAAAAGUGUGUUGUUGAUUUUGUAUGUCUUGUAUGUAACGAUAAAAUCAUUGUGAGUAUGUGUGAGUUGUUGUACAUUUCUGACAUUCAAUAAAAUCAUUUUGAAAGAAAAAACAGGGGUAUGAAAUCACUGUAAAGUAUUCAUUUAAUAAGGUGUGAUCCAGUUCAUUUUGUAUUUCAUGAUAGAUUAAAGAGAGAACAAAAAAUAGUUUUGAUAAAAAUCAUUUGUAUAUUUUGGCAUGCUGAACAGGUACAUGUACAUGUCAUAAGUUAAUCAGAUUCUAUGCUAUAAUAAGUGUGCAAGAUCCAUUUUUAUUUUCUUUAUGAGCCGGCUUCUUGUGUGUAUAUGCAUCAUCAAAUGAUAUUUUAUUUCAUAAAUGCCAAAGUCUCAUUUGGGUUUUCAUCAUUUUACCUCUUUUUGUACAUUUUCUCGUAUUUUCUCCUCUGGUGGGAUGGAGGAAGACCCAUAGAGUACACAUUUUUCAAAUUUCAGGGCAACAUGUAUUAUUUGAACUGGGUAUUUUGAUAUAGCUCAUGACAUUGGUUCAGCAUGUUUAUUUUGAAUUUCACUUAAUGGAUUAAGGUCAUUGUCAAGUUUGUUACCUCUGCUUUCACUCGUUAUUCCUCUCACUGUAAUAAUGAAACACUGUUACACAUACAGCUCUUUUGCAGGUUUUAGCUCAUCUCAAUGAAGUCAGUAUGAUUUAUGAUUAGUGUAAGGUUCAGUGUCCGCAUCAGAGUGCAAGAUUCCAGAGCAAGUUUAAGUAACUAUGAACCCUAUGUUGUCCAAACUUGUAUGAAUGCAUCUAGCUAUUUCUAGACUUUCUUCAGAUGCUGGAUCUACAUUUUAUCUGUGAUCCUAAUUUAGACCAAUCUUGCAUGGAUGAUGAUGCAUUUUGGGAUGCACACUUCCAUGCCUACUUUGGAUGCUGAAUUUGACCUAGAUUUUCCAGAAAUAUAUUUUGGAGCAUGUCCGUUACCAGAGAAUUAUAAUCUCUACCUGGACCAAGCUUGCAUUUAUUAUUUAUACAUCAUCUGUAGAUGCACACUACUACUCAUGCUUUGGAUGCUGGGUCUGAGCUAAGUUUUCCAGAUGAGUUACUAGGUCAAAGUUUUUAGAGCAGGUCCAUUAUGUAGUAAUUAUUAUAAGCUCUAAGUUGACCAAACCUUGUUGUAUGAUGCAGCUAAGGAUGUUCACUACUAACAUGCAUCAGAUGCUGGAUUUUGCCUAAUCUCAUAUGUGAAUUAAAAUUACAAAUGUGAUGCAGCUAGUGAUGCUCACUAGCAAGCUUGCUUAGAUUGUUGAAUCUGACCUACAUUAUCCAGUUGAAUGAGGGGGUAAGAAUUUUUGGAACAGGUCUCAUUUCUAAGUAGCUGUAAGCUUUAUCUUGGCCAAACUUGCAUGAAUGAUACAUCCAUAGAAGCACUCUACCAGACUUGCAUCUGGCCAAUACUUUUUUUAUGAAUGAAUAAUAAAAGUUUUUGUAACAAACCUAUUCCCAAUUAAUUAUAAUAAAUAAAUGUAUUUGUUGAGGCAAGCUUUAAAAUCUAUGUUGACCUAUUUUAAUAUUAAUGAGUUUUUGCAUGAAAAUGAAUUUAUGGAAAGAAGGACAUUUACCAUUAUGAGAUAUGCAUAAAAUAUUGAUUUGUAAGUCUAGAUAAGAUGCUAUUUGAGUGAUUCUCUAUGAUUUGAAUGAAUUGUUGCAGAAAAUCUUUUAUAUUGUAAUAAUUUCUUGACAAGUUGAAGUCACAUCAUCUUAAAGUUUACUUUUAUUGUCAUGAUGUCUCCCAUACCCAUGUUCAUAAUGUCUGAUGGGAAAUUGUACUAAACAUACUUUCAUUUCAGUCACCAUGCAUUCAUACAGUAUCAGUUUUGAAAAUGUCUGUGUAAAUAUUACAAAGCAUGUACAUAAAGUUCGUAAUGGCAUUUUAUCUUGGUUAUUUUUUGGGCCAGAUUUAAAAUGUAAAUACUUUGUAUAUGAUAGUAGAGACAAAUAAAAUAUUUUACAAAA